UGUGUUGGCGGGAGUUUCCAGCAUGGCCGUGCAACCUAAGGAAAAGCUGUCUAUGGACAGCGGGACCGAGAGCGGCUUCAUCCACUUCUAUUACCAUAUGCCCAAAAAGCCGGAGACGACAGUGCGAGUGUUUGACCGGAGCGAUUACUACACAGUGCACGGCAGCGAUGCGCUCUUUGCGGCCAAAGAGGUUUUCAAGACCAAUGGGGUCAUCAAGUACUUGGGAUCAGGAAACAAAAAAUUGGAAUCGGUCGUUCUCAGUAAAAUGAACUUUGAAUCUGUUGUGAAGGAUCUGCUUCUUGUCCGUCAGUAUCGAGUAGAAGUGUAUAAAAAUAAAUCUGGAUGCAAAUCAUCUAAUGAGUGGCACUUGGCUUUCAAGGCAUCACCAGGAAACCUCACGCAGUUCGAAGAGAUUCUAUUUGGAAAUAAUAAUAUGUCUACAGCCGUUGGGGUGGUGGGCAUCAAAUUGGUCGUUGUUGAUGGACAGAGAUUGGUCGGCGUCGGUUAUGUGGACUCGACUCUGAGAAAGCUCGGCGUGUGCGAAUUCCCGGAUAACGACCAGUUCUCCAACCUGGAAGCUUUGCUGGUUCAGAUCGGGCCAAAGGAAUGUGUGAUGCCCGGAGGAGAGGUGGCUGGAGACAUGGCCAAAGUGCGGCAGAUUGUUCGGAGAGGAGGCGUUCUGAUUACCGACAGAAAAAAAGCUGAAUUUACCACGAAAGACAGUGUGCAGGAUCUGAACCGCUUGCUGAAAUCGAAAAAGGGAGAGCAGGUCACCAGCGCUGCGUUACCCGAGAUGGAAAAACAGGUCGCCAUGUCCUCGCUGUCUGCAGUCGUGAAGUAUCUGGAGCUCUUGUCUGAUGAGUCUAAUUUUGGACAAUUCCAGUUGACCAGCUUUGACCUCAGUCAGUACAUGAAGCUGGAUAACGCCGCUGUUGGUGCAUUAAACCUUUUCCAGGGGUCCGCAGAAGAUACCAGUGGGACGCAGUCUUUAGCCGGACUGUUAAAUAAGUGCAAAACCCCCCAAGGACAAAGGCUGGUAAAUCAGUGGAUCAAACAGCCUCUCAUGGACAAGAACAAGAUUGAGGAAAGGUUAGACUUGGUGGAAGCGUUUGUGACGGAUGCAGAACUCAGGCAGUGUCUUCAGGAAGAUCUACUUCGACGUUUCCCGGAUCUCAGUCGCUUGGCAAAGAAGUUCCAGAGACAGACUGCGAACCUCCAGGAUUGCUACAGACUUUAUCAGGCGGUUAACCACCUGCCUGGUGUUACCGACGCUCUAGAGAAAUACGACGGCUCCCAUCAGAUGCUGCUUCUGGCGGCGUUCGUGACUCCUCUCUCUGAUCUGGUGACCGAUUUUUCCAAGUUUCAAGAAAUGAUUGAAACGACCUUGGACAUGGAUCAGGUGGAAAAUCAUGAAUUCCUUGUAAAGGCUUCUUUUGAUCCUAACCUGACAGAGCUAAGAGAAAAGAUGGAUGAGCUGGAAAAGAACAUGCAGUCGACCCUGAACAGUGCAGCCAGAGAACUUGGUCUGGAUGCAGGUAAAAGCAUAAAACUGGAAUCCAAUGCUCAACUUGGUCAUUAUUUCCGAGUUACUUGCAAGGAAGAGAAAGCUCUACGUAACAACAAGAAGUUUACUACCAUUGACAUUCAGAAAAAUGGUGUGAGAUUUACAAACAGCAAGUUGAGUUCCUUCAAUGAAGAGUACAUAAGAAACAGGGAAGAAUAUGAAGAGGCCCAGAAUGCCAUUGUUAAGGAGAUCAUUAACAUCUCUUCUGGCUAUGUGGAUCCAAUUCAGACUCUGAACGAUGUAAUUGCCCAGUUGGACGCAGUUGUGAGCUUUGCUUAUGUUUCUAAUGGAGCACCGGUACCGUAUGUUCGCCCGGUCAUCUUGGAGAAAGGACAGGGACGGAUUGUGCUGAAAUCUGCCAGGCACCCGUGUAUUGAAGUGCAAGACGAUGUUGCGUUCAUUCCUAACGAUAUCAUAUUUAAAAAAAAGAAGCAGAUGUUUCAUAUCAUCACCGGUCCUAACAUGGGAGGCAAAUCCACCUAUAUCCGGCAGACCGGUGUGAUCGUACUAAUGGCUCAGAUUGGCUGCUUUGUACCAUGUGACUCUGCAGAGAUUAGCAUCGUGGACUGCAUACUUGCACGAGUUGGAGCUGGAGAUAGCCAAUUGAAGGGAGUGUCUACAUUCAUGGCUGAGAUGCUCGAGACGGCAUCUAUUCUCAGGUCGGCCUCUAAAAACUCUCUGAUUAUAAUUGAUGAAUUGGGGAGAGGAACAUCCACAUAUGAUGGCUUUGGACUUGCAUGGGCAAUAUCGGAAUAUAUCUCCACUAAAAUAGGGGCAUUCUGUAUGUUUGCCACGCACUUCCAUGAAUUAACUGCCCUGGCAGACCAAGUUCCAACCGUCAAUAACUUGCACGUCACAGCUCUUACAACAGAUGAAACCCUUACCAUGCUGUACCGCAUUAAGGAAGGUGUCUGCGACCAGAGCUUUGGAAUACAUGUGGCAGAGCUUGCAAACUUUCCUAAGCAUGUCAUUGAAAACGCCAAAGCGAAGGCGUUGGAAUUAGAGGAAUUUCAGUAUAUUGGAUAUUCAGACGAAGGCGGCGAGCCCUGCAACAAGAGACGGUGCACCGAAAAGGAGGAAGGUGAAAAAAUAAUUCAAGAUUUUCUUUCCAAAGUGAAAGCGUUGCCGCUUACGGACAUGUCCAAAGAAGAGCUGAAGUCCACCCUGAAACGGUUUAAGGCCGACAUCGUAUCGAAGAAUAAUAGUUUUGUCAAUGAGGUUAUUUCUCGAACGAAGGCAGCGAGCAGAGUUUAAGUGAAAGCUGGGCUUGGAAGAAUGAGCUCGAUUUUCUUAUUGUUUGUCCCUUUGUUUUCCUGUAGAAUAUAUUAAAAUAUACCCUCCACCAGCA
Spea bombifrons (plains spadefoot toad) is the source of this 2912-nucleotide messenger RNA. It is a transcript of the gene MSH2, whose product is annotated as mutS homolog 2. Gene Ontology annotation, biological process: mitotic recombination; somatic recombination of immunoglobulin genes involved in immune response; mismatch repair. Gene Ontology annotation, cellular component: nucleus; MutSalpha complex. The record is from RefSeq and is a predicted model, not a curated record. The transcript has 16 exons. Bases 23 to 2818 code for a protein of 931 amino acids. Gene Ontology annotation, molecular function: mismatched DNA binding; ATP binding; ATP-dependent DNA damage sensor activity. Lineage: Eukaryota; Metazoa; Chordata; Amphibia; Anura; Pelobatidae.